UUUGCGUUGGCGUCAGUUUGUAUAUAAAGACAACUUACUUUUUGUUUCAGGCUGAACACGACACACGUCCAAACAUGUUGCCCAAAUUAGCGGCGCUUUACGUGGCAGUCCAGCUGUUUGACUCAGUCUGCCCUCAGCUGCUGCCUAUACCGACACGGAUCCGGACACCGUACCCGGCAUCGCACUCGACCCCAACACCAGUCACGGUGGAGCUGCCGGAGUACCGAUGCCGCAACGUCUUGCCCUAUGACUUGUGUCGAUUCUACUCCUCGGGGUGUAGAGCUAAAGGGGCUCAGAUGAAGUGGGCCGUCAAAUACUGCCCAGACUUCUGUCAGUUGUGUGUGAGAGACGACUAUUGUAAAGACCAGAGUAGUGCUUGUACUGACGGUUCCAGAUUUGUCGGGUGCAGUACAUCGGAGUGGGGAUACAAUAACUGCCACUACUCCUGUGGACGCUGUGUGCGUACCGUCAUAACGUGUAAAGACAGAAUAUCAACCUGCAGCGGCGUCAGCAAAGAAGUCUGUUCAUCAAGCUUCUCAUCGUGGGCUUGGAACAACUGUGCAAAGUCAUGUGGAUUGUGCAAUGACACGUCCAUCCUCGGAUCUACACCUUGGCUACACGCAACAAACACUGGGUGCAAGCAAUCCCACGGAAGUACACCAUGUUUUACUGGUUACACACCAUACCAAAUUCCACACCCUGGGCCUAGCAGAUACCCGAUUGGAAACACACCCAGCCCUGGAGCCACGCCUUACCUUGGACCAACACCUUGGCCAAUUGGUUUCAUACCAUACCCUGGGGCGACUCCAUACCCUGGACCUAGCAGAUACCCGAUUGGAUACACACCCAGCCCUGGAGCCACGCCUUACCUUGGACCCACACCUUGGCCAAUUGGUUACACACCAUCCCCUGGGGCAACUCCAUACCCUGGACCCAGUAGAUACCCGAUUGGAUACACACCCAGCCCUGGAGCCACGCCUUACCUUGGGCCAACACCUUGGCCAAUUGGUUUCAUACCAUACCCUGGGGCAACUCCAUACCCUGGACCCAGUAGAUAUCCGAUUGGAUACACACCCAGCCCUGGAGCCACGCCUUACCUUGGACCCACACCUUGGCCAAUUGGUUACACACCAUCCCCUAGGGCAACUCCAUACCCUGGACCCAGUAGAUAUCCGAUUGGAUACACACCCAGCCCUGGAGCCACGCCCUAUCUGGGGAAACCCCAUAUCCCAUCGGCUAUGUCCCUUGGCCAGGUGCAACGCCUUACCCAGGACCAAGAAUAGGAUGAAUUGACGUCAUAUACUAUGUAUCGCUGUAAAGAAAUGUGAUGAUAAAGAAUCAUGUUGUUCCAUGA
This is a messenger RNA of Haliotis rubra (blacklip abalone), 1354 nucleotides long. Its product is annotated as nematocyst expressed protein 4-like. Bases 75 to 1283 code for a protein of 402 amino acids. NCBI's taxonomy places the organism in Eukaryota, Metazoa, Mollusca, Gastropoda, Lepetellida, Haliotidae. The record is from RefSeq and is a predicted model, not a curated record. The transcript has 6 exons.